Messenger RNA from Phodopus roborovskii (desert hamster), 1163 nucleotides. RefSeq names its product C-type lectin domain containing 11A (gene Clec11a). The coding region runs from base 24 to 1013 and encodes 329 amino acids. The transcript has 4 exons. Lineage: Eukaryota; Metazoa; Chordata; Mammalia; Rodentia; Cricetidae. The record is from RefSeq and is a predicted model, not a curated record.
CCCCAGCCUAUCCCAGUGCAGGGAUGCCCAGCAGGAUGAAGGCAGCCUGGCUUUUGGGGGCUCUGGUGGUCCCUCAGCUUUUGGGCUUUGGCUAUGGAGCCCGGGGUCCUGGGAGGGAGUGGGAGGGAGGCUGGGGAGGUGCCCUGGAGGAGGAGCGAAAGCGGGAAUCGCUGAUGUUGAAGGAGGCACAGGAGCUGCCCACUGGGGUGGGGAGUAAAGAUGGUCUUGCUGGAAACCCUGAAGGCAAAAGGGUCUGGGGGACCAAGGAGCCGCAAGGAGAAGCGGAGGAAGAGGAGACCACCACAGCAUCUACUUCCAGGCCCAACCCUUUCCCCAGCCCUUCUCCCACAUCAGAGGACACCAUCACUUACAUCUUGGGGCGCUUGGCUGGCCUGGAUGCAGGCCUACACCAAUUGCACAUUCGUCUGCACGCUUUGGACACUCGUGUGGUCCAGCUGACCCAGGGACUGCGACAGCUGCGGGAUGCUACUAGUGACACCGGCGACUCAGUGCAAGCCCUGAAGGAGGCGCAGGUCCGUGCUGAGCAAGAGCAUGGCCGCUUGGAAGGCUGCCUGAAGGGCCUGCGCCUGGGCCACAAGUGCUUCCUGCUCUCGCGGGACUUCGAGACUCAGGCGGCCGCGCAGGCGCGGUGCAAGGCGCGGGGCGGGAGCCUAGCACAGCCGGCGGACCGCCAGCAAAUGGAUGCGGUAGGUCGGUACCUGCGUGCUGCACUCGCCCCCUACAACUGGCCGGUAUGGCUGGGCGUGAACGACAGGCGUUCUGAAGGGCUCUACCUUUUCGAGAACGGCCAGCGCGUGUCCUUCUUCGCCUGGCACCGCGCGCCCAGCCCGGAGCCCGGCGCCCAUCCUAGCGCGGCAUCACAUCCACUCAGCCCGGAUCAGCCCAAUGGCGGCGUCCUGGAGAACUGCGUGGCGCAGGCCUCAGACGACGGUUCCUGGUGGGACCAUGACUGUGAGCGGCGCCUCUACUUCGUCUGCGAGUACCCCUUCUAGAGAGCCGGCCCUUGCCCCAGAGCUCCAGCGCACAUUCUGCACCGUGCACCCUACUGCCUGGGGUUACUCAGAGGUUCACAAUCACCCUGAAUAAAUCUCAGUAAGAAGAGGCUUUUUCUUUUAGAUAUUGGCACCCAGACUGAUCGGGGC